Sorghum bicolor (sorghum) is the source of this 1403-nucleotide messenger RNA. Its product is annotated as MADS-box protein ZMM17. Gene Ontology annotation, cellular component: nucleus. Gene Ontology annotation, molecular function: protein dimerization activity; RNA polymerase II cis-regulatory region sequence-specific DNA binding; DNA-binding transcription factor activity, RNA polymerase II-specific. Gene Ontology annotation, biological process: positive regulation of transcription by RNA polymerase II. The record is from RefSeq and is a predicted model, not a curated record. NCBI's taxonomy places the organism in Eukaryota, Viridiplantae, Streptophyta, Magnoliopsida, Poales, Poaceae. The transcript has 7 exons. Bases 316 to 1092 code for a protein of 258 amino acids.
CUUUUCUAGUUCUUCAUCCUCCGCAAUGCAAUUAGAUAAAUUUUCUACUUCUGAUUGUGCCCUUUUAUUAGGUUUUCUUUAUGUGACUGCUAGUGCUAGCUUCAUUUUGCAUAUCCGUCAUGCUACUAAUAAUCCCAAUCAAGAUUCAAGUUGUCCAUCCAGUACUAGCGCGUUAACCCUUUGUUUGUUUGCGUCAUUAAUUCCUCGAUCAUGUAGCAAAAGCGAGCUUGCAGCCUGAUCUCCAAGCAGCUAGCUGGCUAUAGCGAGAGACCGGCGCGUUGUUGCUUCGGAUCGACCGGCCGGCCGGAGAUCGCCAUGGGACGCGGGAAGAUCGAGAUCAAGCGGAUCGAGAACUCGACGAACCGGCAGGUGACCUUCUCCAAGCGCCGGGGCGGGCUGCUCAAGAAGGCCAACGAGCUCGCCGUGCUGUGCGACGCGCGCGUCGGCGUCGUCAUCUUCUCCAGCACCGGCAAGAUGUUCGAGUACUGCAGCCCUGCCUGCAGCCUGAGGGAGCUUAUUGAGCAGUAUCAGCAUGCUACCAACAACCACUUUGAGGAGAUAAACCAUGAUCAGCAAAUAUUACUGGAGAUGACACGGAUGAAGAACGAGAUGGACAAGCUGGAGACUGGCAUCAGGAGGUACACUGGCGACGACCUCUCCUCACUCACCCUCGACGACGUCAGCGACCUCGAGCAGCAGCUCGAGUACUCUGUCUCCAAAGUCCGUGCAAGAAAGCAUCAGCUCCUGAAUCAACAGCUUGACAACCUGCGUCGCAAGGAACAAAUCUUGGAAGAUCAGAACACCUUCCUGUACCGCAUGAUCAACGAGAACCAGCAGGCGACAUUGACCGGCGAGGUGAAGCUGGGGGAGAUGACGGCGCCGCUGGCGAUGCUGCCACCGCCGGCGGCGUUCACGCACUCCACCUACUACGGCGGGGAGUCAUCGUCGGGCGGCACGGCACUGCAGCUGAUGUCGGCGGCGCCGCAGCUGCAGCACGCCGACCUCGGGUUCCGGCUACAGCCGACGCAGCCCAACCUGCAGGACCCGGCGGCGGCGUGCGGCGGCCUCCAUGGCCACGGCCUGCAGCUGUGAUUAACUCCGAUCUGAUCCAUUGGGAGGACUGUCAAUCUGUCACACUGUGGAAGAGGAUGGGAGAGUUUGAAGGUCUCAAAGCUCAUCAUCAUGCAUAACAUAAUUGCAUAUGUUAGUUUGUCAUUUGAACAGUUUUAUAUAUGCAUGCAAUCUCUGGAUAAUUCAUCAGUUAUGUAUCUAAUUAAGAUAGGUUCAUAGACUCCUGUUGAUCUGUGCAAUGGCGGUAACAAUAGUUAUUAAGCUCUAAUCUAGUAUUUAACCAAAUCAUGGAGUUGGAGUUAAUAAUAAGCCUAAUCGUUCGGAUGUCUGUA